Molecule: messenger RNA, 13593 nt
Organism: Paramuricea clavata
Lineage: Eukaryota; Metazoa; Cnidaria; Anthozoa; Malacalcyonacea; Plexauridae
Source: the annotation of a GenBank genome assembly
GACGGAACGAAGGCCAAUAUGGCGACCGGGAGGGUUUCGCGGUCGAGUUGUUUACCCGAAAUAUUUGAACUCGUUUCGGCUUGUAGGGCUUAAAAAUCAAGCCUUUCGCCGUAUGAACAAAUAGACCAUAUAUUAAACUACCGUUUUGAAUAUGUCUGACGAACACAGCCUCAGUAUAACCGACGAAGAUGAAGACGAAACUGGAGCCGCUCAGGCGAAAGAGCGACUUGUCGAAAAGGAGGGCUAUUUAUCGAAGUGGACUAACUACAUCCACGGCUGGCAGGACAGAUAUGUCGUUUUACAAAAUGGCACUAUUGCUUACUUCAAAUGUGAGUCGGACAGGGAGCUAGGCUGCCGUGGUUCGCUAAGUCUGGGAAAAGCUUUCAUCGAGGUUCGUAUCAAAAUAUUUGUACUUCAAUACGUCUGAGACGAAUAAUUAAUGUGCGUGAAAUAUUUUCUAUUUGCUUUGCGAGCCGUGUAUUUGCUAUUUGUAAGUGUAUGUGUGGCGUUAUAUUUUGUUAAAACGUAUUCUUAGUGAAACAUUUUCAGUGUUUUUGUUUAUAGGAAAUAUGCAGACAAGGUCGCAAGUAGACAAAAAGUUUUAGAAAGUUGCAAAUAUACAUGACAAACAGAACAAUUUAAUACCCAGCUUGAUAUUGCAACUGAUAGUGUCCCUAAUUCUCUUGUGUUGAGGCAUUAAAAGUUAUUUAGAAUCAAAAUAGUCUUUGUUUAUUUAACCUGUUGAUAUUUUUUAUCGUUGUUAUAGCAUAAUUUUAUAACUCCUAUAGAAAUUUGAGGGGGCAAGUUCGUCCCAUGUAUAAAUUGGCCUAUAUGUGCCAAGCAGGAAAUGAAGUUAUAAGAUACUCUCACCUUUACAAAAAAAUCAGAUCCUUGAUGGAAAGUUUAAGCCAGUUUUACAGACGAGCACGAUCUUUAUGACAAGUUUUAAAUAUUCGCUUGUCUGUAUAAGGCAACUUUGCCAAUUUUUACUGCAACAGGUACACUCGUUCAAAAGCUAGCAUACUAGAAAAUUUGGCAAAGUAAUCUGAACGAUCUAUUGUUGUAAUAUCGAUAAUAAUAGCCAUCGUAGCAAUCGGAAAACCAAAAAUUUGUCAUGGAAACUUUGGUGUACAUACACACAUGCAUUUAACUAAGAAUACUUGCCAUAUUAACUUGCCCAUCUGAAACUUACUUUAGAAAUUGCACACCAAAGAUUUCAAUUUAAUGUAGAGAUGGGUACGAAACAUUGUUUUGAUUUUGUGCCUCUAAAUGCACAUGAGUUUGCCUGCCAGUGUGUGUACUGCUAUUUUGAAUUGCCUUAGCAUGCUUGAGUUGUGCUGUUAUGUCUCAAGACUACUCAAAAUUAUACAUGUCUGCACAUACUGGCAGGUGAAUUUACAUAAAAUUUGUAGACAAAGUUUACCCAUCUAUAAUAAGUGGUCGUGUCCAUAUUUGAGUUUCCAUGAAAGACGUCAACGUCAAAUUGACGUUUAGCUGGAUAGUGUCGAAACUAUUAGCCGUAAGGUAUGCCACGCUUGACGUUUUCAAGGCUGGGUCAGUUUAGAUAAAGAUGUGAAUUUGACAUUUUGCAUGGCAGCUAAUUAAAUAUAGGGGUGCACCAGAACCAAUUUUUAAAGUUCCGGCUGGGUCUAGUUCUGGCCCGAACCAAUUUAUUAAGCCAUAUAUAGUCGUAUGUUACUUUAUCUGCUGCCAGACAGACAGACACUUCAAGUCAUCAAGAAUAGAGCUCUCAAGUGUUAGAAUAAAAAGAUUGACAAAUGUUAAACAUCAUAAUGAAGUGUAUAUUAAUUAUAUGUUACAGGUAAACUACAAGUACAUGAAGCGUUCCUCUUUUGACUUCCUAACUCAUUUGGAAUUUUCGUUAUUAGCUUUGCAAAUUUGAAAAACUCUUUGCAAACCCUUGAGGGAAUUUGCAAUGUUCCUAUCGUCUGUUGCAAUAUUCCAAUGCAAAAAACUUUGUUUUAAAUAUUCCUAACUUCCUGUUUUAAUUUCCUGACUUCCUGUUCUGUUCUGAGCGUUGUUAUUGGUUGAUUAUUUUUGUUAGCCAAUUGCAACGCACAGAACAGAACAGAACAGAACAGGAAGUUAGAAACUUGUAUUACGAAAGUCACCGAACUGUGGAAUCGCAUCAAAAAUUCGUAUAUCGACCACUCCCACAAACGUCUACGACCACGCCUACAUUCGACUACAUAGUUUUGCAUGUUUACAAUUCUAAUUUUGAACAGCCAAUCAGGUUCUUGGUAAUUGGCUGUUUAAAAUUAGAAUUGUAAACGUGCAAAACUAUGUAGGUGCGGUCGUAGACGUUUGUGGGAGUGGUCGAUAUACGAAUUUUUGAUGCGAUUCCACAGUUCGGUGACUUUCGUAAUAACAGGAAGUUAAGAACUUCUAACAGGAACUGAGGAAAAUUUAAUUGCCUUUUAGCAACAUUGCAAAUUCCUUCAAGGGAUUUGCAAGGGAAUUUUUUAAAUUGCAAAGGUAAUGUGGAAAAUUGCAAUCAAAAGAGGAACGCUUGACGUAGUUUACCUGUAAUAGUGUACAUUUUCCUUGUGUAGUCGAAAUUUCUUCCUACUACUUUUGUUAGACACAAAAACGUUUGAUAUUCUAUCUCUCUGAAAAGGACAGAGUUUUGGUUCCGGCCAUGCUUUUUUUAUUAGUUCCGGCCGGAACCGAGUUCUGAUGCACCCCAAAUUAAAUAUGGAUAUGGCUCCUAACAAUACACAGAACAUCAACGUGCUUGCGCCUAACACAAACUUUCAUAUAUGUAAAAAGUUGGAUGGCAUUCGUAACGUGACAUUUUGUUGUUCUAGGCUAGCGAGUUUGACGAGUGUCGCUUUGAUGUCCGUGUUAACGAUUCUGUAUAUUAUUUACGGACUGCGGAACCAGAGGAAAGACGGUCUUGGAUUGAUACUUUGGAAGCUAUCAAAGUAAUGUUUUGUGUAACCUUUAUUACUUUUCCCCUUGAUUAGUGCAAAUUGUCGCUGAGGUCAUAAACCCUCCGGGGACGUGUCUUCCACUUUUUGGACAUUUGUUAUUUAAGCCCCGUUUACACUACGCUCAAUUUUUGGUAUGGCACAGAUAAAAUUGGUACCUGUACCACUUUUUUGGUUCUUGGACUACCUAUUUAGGUAGUCCAAGAACCAAAAAGUGAUACGGUUCCAAAAAUUGAGAGUAGUGUAAACGGGGCUUAGCUAAAUAGGUAGUCCAAGAACCAAAAAAGUGGUAUGGGUACCAAUUUUAUCUGUGCCGUACCAAAAAUUGAGCGUAGUGUAAACGGGCCUUUAAUCUCAGAUCGUUGGUGCAAAUGUAGAUUGAGACGAUAAGAAGCAAAUGUCCAAAAAGUGGGGGACACAUCCCCAUUUUACAUUAUUAUUCAGCUCACUACCCAUUGGGGCUUAUCAGUGACCUAUUUCAUCAAGUAUUACGCUUACUUAUGUUACUUACUUUGCCUAGACUAUUUAUCUUUACAACAACUUUAGGAUAGUAAAGUAACACAGAAGAUCUAUUACGGCAAAAUAUUGUGGCAUAAUGGUUUAUUUUAUAUAAUGAUAUCUUCUAAAUUUAGUCAUCAUGAUUGCUUUCCUGCAGGCAUCUGACUCAGGUUAUGGAUCAGAAACAAGUCUUCGAAAAAAUGCCUCAAUGUUGUCCUUAUCGUCUGCGACAAGUCUGACGUUAUCAUCGACAUCAUCAUCAUCUUUUAAGGUAGAGGAAUUUAUCUUCAGUUGGGUUUUAGAUUGACCCUAGCUCAUAGAUGGAUUUCGGGGGGUAUUUUGCACCUUCUCAGAAUGUUUUCUGACACCCCCAGAAAUUUAAAUACUGUAAGACUAAAAACAAGGAUUUGGAACUAAAUAAGACAAAAAUUUUCAUUUUUCCUGGGAGUGACUGUGCCCCCAGACCCUGCCGCAGCUUUCUAGGCAGCACUACCCACCCCGUUCGCCAAUCCCCUAAUUUUCAGCACCCCCAGAGCAACAUCUGAAAAUCUGUCUAUGCCUCAGCUAAUUUGGCCAUACCCCUCAAAUUUAAGGUGGAAUAAUUUAGAAUUGACGAUGGAUUAUCGUGUUGCAUUUCAUUGCAGAAAGGUCGCAGUCUUCGUGAGAAAUUGAUGGAGAUGGAGACGUUUCGGGAUAUUCUUUGUCGUCAAGUGGAUACGCUACAGACGUACUUUGAUGGUUGCGCAGAGAAUGAAGGAAGUUCAAUACAUGAUCAUGAUGAUCUGAGAAUGAACGAUGAUAUGUUUGAAGAUGAUCAACUAGGUAUCUACAUAAUUUUUCAUUGGAGAGGGGGGGGGGGGAGAUUCGUUUGAAAGCUGGAGGGAAAUUUUGACAAUUGUUACAGAUUCUUUACAAAUUAAAUUAGCACUCAUGUAAACCCAAAAUAUUUCAAAUAGAGCAAAGAAAUUUAAAACGAAAAACAUUUGACUUAAGUUUACUGUUUUGAGAGCUGAGAUGCUUGAUUUGCAAGCGGUACAAAAAAGUAACGGCGUUUGUGUUGACAUGAAGCCGCCAAGCGCUCUGUUUCAAUCUCACUCUGUUUAGAAACCAUGCUUUUUGUUAUACGGCAAAAGUGAUGUUUUCAAAUGAUUUUGCUCCGGCAUAAGUGUGAAUGCGAUAUGUGAUUCGGAACACAAAGUUUGCAUGCAUUUUACUCGUAGACUAAAAUGUUUGAGAAGGAAAUGAUAAUAUUUUCAUAGUUAGUUCAUCAAGUAGGAUUGAAAUAGCCAAUAAAAAUUUUCGUUGCCAUUGUCCUUUAAUCAAAAAAUAAAACAUUGUAUUCACGAAGGUAUGUGGCAAGUUUUACAUUCUCAACUUGGAGGUUUUUAAUUGUCGGUAUAAUAUAUCAUUUAUAUUUUAUAGACCUUCCACUCGGGGGAUUCGGCGAAAUAUUACCGUCAGUGAUGAUAUUUCCCUCCGGGCUAAAUAUCACCACUUCGGGUAAUAUUUCGCCGAAUCCCCCUCGCUCCACGUCUAUGAGUGAUAAAUGUAUAUACACAAAAAAGAGGCUCUAUGACCAAAGUGACCUGUACGUUCCGGAAAGGCGUAUUCUGAAAAAACAAAAUUUUACCUUAUUCAGUUGACCAUGACGCUGAUGACGAAAUGGACGAAUUAUCCUCCACCCCGACUCCCGCAAGUCUCAUGAAGAAACGGUCCAUGUCGGAGAGUAGCCCAGUCAAGAUGCCAAAUAAAUACGCAAUUGACUUCAAGGGCGAAGCAAUUACGUUUAAGGCGACCACGUCAGGAAUCCUGGCGACCAUGUCACAUUGCAUUGAUCUUUUGAGCAAGAAGGAAGAACAUUGGAAACGAAAAUAUGAAAAGGUUGGAAAAUAUAUAUAUGUAUAUAUAUAUAUGUAUAUACAGGGUGUAUCAAAAAAAACUGAACAGAUUUGAAAUUGCUCUCAAUUUCGCAAAACACCUAUUUGCAUCCGGUUUUUUAUAUAUAUAGCUUCUUUGGGUACUUAUAAUGUAGAAUAAUGAAAAAAAUUUCUCAAACUCAAAUUUUGUGAACCAGGGGGGGGUGUGUCUUUUCCAACAAACUAAAAAUGCCUCGCGCACAAAAGUUAAAAGAUGUAAUCAUAUUUUGAGUUUAUAGAUGGAAACUUUGUCGGGUUUUUAAUUACUGUACAAAAUUUCAGACAAUUUGGUUUAGUUUAAGCCCUUUAACUGUUUAUUUUAUUCUAAAAAAUCAGCUUUUCGCAUGCUUAAUUAAUAGCCUUUACCUAAUUUGCAUAUUGCUGACAUAUGCAAAUUAGGCAAAUGCAUUAAUUAAGCAUGCGAAAAGCUGAUUUUUAGGAAAAAUGUAACUUUGCGUGAAUAGUUAAAGGGCUUAAACUAAAUCAAAUUGUCUGAAAUUUUGUACAGUAAUUAAAAACCCGACAAAGUUUCCAUCUAUUAACUCAAAAUAUGAUUACAACUUUUAAAUUUUGUGCGCGAGCCAUUUUUAAUUUGUUGGAAAAGACACCCCCCCCUGGUUCACAAAAUUUGAGUUCAAGAAAUUUUUUUCAUUAUUCUACAUUAUAAGUACCCAAAGAAGCUAUAUAUAUAAAAACCCGGAUACAAAUAGGUGUUUUGCGAAAUUGAGAGCAAUUUCAAAUCUGUUCAGUUUUUUCUGAUACACCCUGUAUAUAUAUAUAUAUAUAUAUAUAUAUCUCUCUCUAUAUAUAUAUAUAUCUCUCUCUAUAUAUAUAUAUAUCUCUCUCUCUAUAUAUAUAUAUAUAUAUAUAUAUAUAUAUAUAUAUAUAUAUAUAUAUAUAUAUAUAUAUAUAUAUAUAUAUAUAUAUAUAUAUAUAUAUAUAUAUCCCCUUCAACUCUUAUUCUAUCGAAUGAAAUGCCAACAAAAUCUUGAUAUCUACCCAUAACCUAAACAUGGCAGUACCCUAGUAUACAGCGGUCAGCCAAUUCAAAAAAGGUUGUCUUUCGGAAACUCUAAACCUUAAUCUCUAAGCGCGCAAAGCUUAACGGGAGCACAAGUUUCAAGCUUAGUAGUUGAAUAUUGCAGCUACAUAUUUGCGAAUGAAUUGUUUUUGCAAGGAGAUAUUUACCAUGUCUCUAAGAAAUGGGACCCACAUAUGAUUUCUAAACUGAUUAAAUGACCUCCCAUUGUGCGCUUAGAAUUUAAGGUUUAGAGUUUAAGGUUUGCAAAGGACAACCUUUUUAACUAGCUGUAUAUACAGUACAUGAACUUGUGGUUAGAGCUUGCCAACUGGCCUCUGUAGCUCAUAUAACUAUAAAAUUUAAUUUUACAAGCUUUGUCACAACAAGAAUACAUCAUGACAAAUAACAAUCAUUACACAGAAAAAAACAUUACAAUUGUGACAGGAAAUCACAACAGCUUCAGGCCAAUUACUAUCAUAUCACGUAGUAAAACAGUUGUAAAUUAUUAAAUAGAGCAAAUCUUUCCACCUUGUAUAAUAGACAACUACAAGACAUAGCAAUUCUAAUGUUCAAGGUGAAAAACAAUAUAAGUCCACUUUAUGUUAACAGUAUUUUCGAGACAGUUGACAAGGGCUAUGGCUUACGUAAUGCAGACUUCCAUAGACCCCGUUUUAAUACUGUGCAAUAUGGCAAACAUGCACUUAGAUACUUUGGACCGUAUAUAUGGUCCACUUUGAGCCAAGCAGAGCUUCAUCUUUAGAAAGUUUUAAGAAUGCUAUUUGAAAGACAAAUCUGCAAGAUUUAGUUGAAAACAGUUGUAAAAACUGUAAGAUAUGCCUGUCUUAAUGUUCUAGAUUCUCUUCUUAGAAGUUAUAGAUUUUAGACUCCAUUUUUAUAAACUCUCAAAUAAAUAUAUAAUAUAGUAUAUAAUCUAAGAACAUAGAUAGAUAGUAAGUUUAAAUAGUUAGGACAAGUGUCCCCAAUUAGUUUGUAAGAGCUACACACAUUGACACUUCUAAUAAAGUUUAAUAAUAAUAAUAGAUAUAGCUCUGUAGCACUAAUACACCUAAAUUCAAAUUAUUUAGUUUAAACCCUGCAAAUCACGGCAGCGUAUUGCAGAAUACAACUUGUACUGGAAAUACUGUAUCUAUAAAAACUUAAAACGUUUCAUUAUAAUUGCAUAAUUUCUAAUUACAGUAGUAAAACGUUCGUAGAAUUAAUUUAUACGAAAGAAAAGUGAAAUUGGAAUUUGUGUUCAAUUGACGUUCAGGAGGUUGAAAAACGCAAGAAAAUUGAGGAACAAUGCAAGAAGGCUUUACUCAAUGCCAAGAAGAAGUCGUUUGUUAGUGGACCUGACUUUGUGGUAUGUAUAUACGCAGUAUUUCCUCAGUUUUAUUGUAACACAAGCAACGUCAAAAGAUCUAGUGUGGUUUUGCAAUAAAUAGGGGAAAAUAACAAAAUUGUCAUUUGUGAUUGUCUUAUGAUGUUGUCGUGUUGCAAGAUAAAUCCUGAAGUAAUCAUAGAAGUUACAGUCUUACAUGAUUAAAAACAAAUUUCAUACUGCAGGCUAUAUAUGAAUAGUUUUGAUGAAACUGUUCCACUAUAAUUUAGGUAUCGCGUUAGUAGAUUAAUUAGGUAUUCAACAUUUCAAUAACAAGGUAUUUAGGCAAUUAUUCUUAGGCAAUUAUUUAGGUAAUUAUUUAAUCAGUCUAAUUUUAGAAUUUCGAAUGUCUGAAAAUUUCUGCAAAACUCUAUAGAUCUUAAAAAAUGUGUAGAAACUAGGUUCCGAUUUUGAGGCUUGAAUGUUUUUAUACUAUUAUAGUUCUUUGUGCUUAUAACAAAAAAUGUAUUAUUACAAUUUCCAGGAAGGCCCACAUAUGAUGCUGAAUGAAGAAGAGUUUUAUGAUGCUGUUGAAACUGCUUUGGACCAACACGAUGAAGAAGAUGGUGCCAAUGAUGACCUGGUAACGAUUAAGUUGAAUUUUACUUGAUUACUUUCAGGGGCGGAUCUAGCUUCAUCUGCAAGGAGGGGUGCAGGUUUUCCAUGGUGCAUGAGGGAGCCUUACUGUGCACUCUCCUCUGCAGUCUGCAACGCUACUACUAUCCCUAUUUGAGAUGGCCGAAUCUGCAUGUUCACCGUUCUGUUACGUUUUACAUUUAUCUUUUGUUUAUAAAGUUUAUAUCAGCUUUUUAUCACGUAUGCGUGACUGGGCAGUUGCUGUAACACAGUACACUAAAUUUGCUUGUUAAAGUAUAGUAUAUGGUUGAAUAUGUUUACACAUUUAACCAUGAUAUUUAACUAAAGCAUUCUAAGUAUUUUCUCAUGAGCUCGAGCGAAACGCGCUAACAGUAGAAGUUACGCUAAUCGUUGUUCAAAAAGUAGAAAAUGUAUGGUCAAGCAGAUUUUUUUGUGUGGUGCCGAACUUCUCUUGGGGGGGGGGGAGGAGGGUGUUCUAGACACCGCUAGGUGUGGUGGGCACCCCCCUGCGCCCCCACGAUAGAUCCACCCCUGAUUACUUUUACAAUUUUACAAUCGUGUGUAAUUCAUUGUAUCAAAUAGUUUAAAUUCUUGCAUCUUCCGCAGGAUAUUCGUGGUUGCGAAAUGAUAGAGAAAGAAGGCUCGGAAGAGGCACAUCGCUUCUCCAAAGAGGUCUGUUAUCUGUUUGAAUGUAGUUCGUUUGAAAUAUGUUUGUUGACAAUAUGCUUACAAAUAGGUGCAAACGUGAAAAUAAUGUUGGUAUGAAAUCUUUCGUCAAGGUUGAUUCCCAUAUAUAUGACAGUCUUCAAUAUAUUCAAGAAGAUGUGGAUGGUAAUUGGACUUUGGUAUAUGAAGAUGGAGAAAUGAAGGUACCUGCCUCGGCUGUCUGUCCGAAAUUAAUUAUAUAUAGGAUUAGCGCAUACGGUCUUUAAUUCUCUGUUCUAAAUUAUUGUUUGCGCAUACCCUAGAGAAUGACUAAUACAAUUAGGGACCUGUCAUUAUUUAUGGCUGGAGGUGGCACCAAAGAGAAAAGGGUUGGGUAAACAAAAUUGUGAGUGAGUAAAAGGUUGGGUAAAUGAAAAACAACAAUUCAGGGGUUGGGUAAUAAACGUUUAUUGUCAUUUCCAAAGCAUGACUCAUUCAAAUAUUGAGGACUAAAAAGCAAUGUCAACUGUCAAUACAAUAUGUACUGUAAAUCAAUCAAUCAAUCAGAGUCACCAUCCGAUUUAUCAGGAGGCAAAUGGUGUCUCCAAAGAAAGUAUAUGUGCAGACAACAUCUCAAACUUUAGACUGAAAAUUGCACAAGCAGUUAUCAAACUAUGUCACAGAAGUGGUAAAGGAAAUGUGUGACAAUUGAACGGUAUUGAACCAGCUUCUGACCAAGGAUGGGUAUUUAUUUUUUACUUGAUAUUUGAGGUUGGCUACAAAAUGUUUUGACUUUUUUGUGACUGGAUCAGCAAAAAAUUUUUAACAAGAAAAACAUUUCUCUUCGGUACCACCCCGCCAUACUGUAAAUAAUGACCGCUCCCUUAUGGCAGUUUCUAUAACUGCAAAACUCGUGUAUUUCGAUUGUCAACCAUCUCUCAGCUCACUCGAACCAUUGUUACUUUUUCAGGUACAUCGCCGAGAUUAUGAGGAAGGUGGCGUGGUUAUUGACCCACUCAAAGCAACACAUACUGUACAGGUAGGUUUUUAAAUACGUGUAUGCUGUGAUUCUCAUCAUAAGGAAAUAAGGGAUAUGUAAAGUGUUCAGCUGUGCAUAUUUUUUUAUUUUAAUCUUAAUAAGGGAGUGACUGGCAGGGAAAUGGCUCACUAUUUCUUUGACAAAGACGUGCGAAUGGAUUGGGACAGUAAGUUAUCUUAUGAGUUGCUCAAAUGUAUUCAUUUUAACUACACACGCAGGAAUCUCGCACCUUGUAGCAAGUCCAACAAGUCGUCAACAAGUGUUCCCACUGCUUAUGUCGAGUUGUCAACAAGUUUGGAAUAAACUGUUAACAACUUGUAACAACCUUGUUGAUAUUAUCAGACUUGUUGCAAGGAUGUUCCAACAAAUCCGAUACAGUUAUGAUAUAACAAUAUUGUUACAAACUUGUAACAUUCUUGUUAUAUCAUGACUGUAUCAGACUUGUAAGAACAACCCUGUAACAAGCCUGAUAAUGCCAUCAAGCUUGUUACAAGGUUGUUGAGCUCAACAGACUUGUUACAAGUUGUUCCAAUUUGUCAACAAAUUGUGAGUUGUGAUUCAACAAUUUGUUAACAAGUUGUGAGUGACAACCUUGUAGCAACUUGAUGAAAUAACAGCAUUGUUACAACUUGUUGACAAGCUUGCUGCAAACCUGUUGCGAACACAUCUUGUUGACAAGUUGUGAGAUUUUUACGUGUGUAACAUAUAUCCCCUCAUGGCAUUGACCAUUGACCAUUCUCAUAUCCUAGGUACCCUGGAAACGUGCAAGGUGAUCGAGACAUUUUCCUCCAACACAAUGGUAUUUCAUCAACUGUACAAACGUGUCUGGCCGUCAUCACAGAGAGAAACUCUAUUUAUGUCACAUAUCCGUGAAAUCCCGAGUGCCGAUGUUUCUUUAGAACGCUUAGAAUACGAAGUAGGCAAUCCAUGGCUAUCAAUUAACUAUUCCAUUGAUCAUUCCGGCGUCCCGGUAAGUCUUCUGAUUCCUAAUAGUAUAGAUGAGUUUCAAUAAGGGAGCGGUCAUUAUUUAUGGCGGGGCGGGGCACCGAAGAGAAAAGCUUUUCUUGGUAAAAAUGUUGCUGAUCCAACUAUUAAAGUCAAAUUUUUUUACUUGAUCUGAAAUAUUAAUUAAGAAAUAAUACCCACCCCUGGCCAAAAACUUUACAAAAGGAUACCAUUCAUUUGUCACACAUGUCCUUUACCACUUCUGUGACAUGAGUUUGACAACUGCUUGUGCAAUUUUUUGCAAUCUAAAGUUUCACGUUGUCUGCACAUGCAGUACUUUCUUUGGAGACACCAUUUGUCUCCUAUCAAAUCGGAAAAUGAUCAAGAUAGUGACUCUGAUUGAUUUACAUAUUGUAUUAACAUAUGACUGUUGACAUUGCUUUUUAGUCUUCAAUAUUUGAGUGAGUCAUGCUUUGGAAAUGACAAUAAAUUUUUAUUACCCAACCCUUGAGUUGUUUUGUUUUUCAUUCACCCAACCUUUUACUCACUCAAAAUUUUGUUUACCCAACCCUUUUCUCUUCGGUGCCACCCCCCUCCCCCAUAAAUUAUGACCGCUCCCUAAGAUGCUGAAAACGAGUAUCACAACGAAAUGUUACGUGUACAUUAUCUUUAAAGGUAAACAAAUAUGUACGUGCUACAUGUGAUGUGGCGUUCUUCUGUCAGACAACCAUCGCACCUCGAACUGAAGGAGAAGCUCUCACAAGAGAUCACAUUUCGUGUAAAAUUACCUACAGUUGUACAGGUAUGACUUUAAAGAAUGGUUUACAUUAUCAAAGUUUCUGUGAUAGUAGGAAUUUUGAAUAUGCCGGAUGUCCCCAAAAAGCUGGACACUGUUUAAUUUCAUGUAACGUAAAAGCUAUAAAAACUACCGCAAUGAAAUAAAGAUCAUUGCAUUCAGAAAGGACUAUCUUAGAUUUUGAUAUAUAACACUUGAAUUUACAUGCAAUAUUGAGCGAGAAUAUAUACAACCAAAGUAAAAAUAUUUAUUACUUAACAAGUAUAACUACAUCGGUAAUUAUAAGGUUGUUUUAUGCUCAUUUUUGGCAUUUUUAAAAACAGUAGUUCAACGUUCAAACAUCAAUAGCGCAGUCAAUAUUGCAUGCAAAUUCAUUGUGCUAUAUAUCAAAAUCUAAGUUAGUCCUUUCUGAAUGCAAUGAUCUUUAUUUCAUUGCGAUAGCUUUUAUAGCUUUUACGUUACAUGAAAUCAAACAAUGUCCACUUUUUUUUGUGACACCCGGUAGGUAAAUUCUAAGUUUUGAAGGAUUUGUAAGAAAUGUUUGAGGGAAAUGGCUCAUGUGUUAACCACUGAUUCGGUAGUGUAUAAGAAUAUUUUCUCUUAUAUUCGACUUUUUUAUCUUUUGCAGUAAAUCCUGGCGGCUGGGCUCCGCCAUCCGUAGUCCGCGCUGUCUCGAAACGAGAAUGUCCCAAAUUUCUUCGCAAGAUUGGUAGCUUUUGCCAGACUGUUUUUAAAGAGAAAGAUAUCAUGUUAUAAUACAAUACGUCUUCUGCUACACAUUGUGUUCAAUUCCUACCUACAUUACACUACAUGAUCCGUCGUCCAAUCGAAAGAUAUAUAGCUGUCUAGUGUAUUUUCUAGAAAUUGGUGAAUCAUUUGAUUGUUUUGUUAAGUAUCCCACUAUUAAAUAGGUGAUUUUCAUAUCUGUGAAUAUGGGAAACAUAUAGAGGGACCAGUCGUUAUUUAUGGCGAAAAUGUUUUCCUUGAUAAAAAUUUUGCUAAAUCCAAGCAUUAAAAAUUCAAAAAAUUCCACCCAACCUCAAAUAUCAAUUAAAAAGUAAAUACACACCCCUGGCCAAAAAUAUAUGUCCUUUACUACUUCUGUGACAUGAGUUUUGAUAAAUAGCUUGUGCAAUUUUUUGCAGUCUAAAGUUUCAUGUUGUCUGCACAUAUACUUUCGGAAAAUGAUCAAGAUAGUGUCACAUAUUGUAUUGACAUAUGACUGUUGACAUUGCUUUUUAGUCUUCAAUAUUUGAGUGAGUCAUGCUUUGGAAAUGACAAUAAUUUCUUGAGUUGUUUUGUUUUUUCACUUACCCAACCUUUUACUCACGCAAAAUUUUGUUUACCCAACCCUUUUUUCUUCGGUGUCACACCCCCCUCCAUAAAUAAUGACCGGUCCCCCAGCGAAAUAAUAAAUACCAAAUUGUCAAUGCCUUGUUUCAUUUUGUAACCGAUAUAACACACUCUGUGAUUCUCUGUGAUUAGCAAAAAUUCAAUUGUAUAAAGCUCACAACAAACAAAAUAUAGAUAUAGAUGUUCAACGAUGAUAUACAUAAUUUUUCAAUAUUCUUCAUCCAACCAUAAUUGCAAUAACGACGCAACCAUUGGUUAAGCCUUGAAAACUAGACAAAGAAUGAAAUGGAUUUGAUUUAAUGAACACUCACUGUUACAUUAUAAUAAUCAAUUCUUUAUACGUAGCAAAGUUCAUUAAUUUACAAGAUUAAUAAAUUUGCAGAAAAUGAGUUACGAAGUGAUUAUUGUGAAUCAAUAUAGAAAAUGUCUUUGGAAUAAUGUUAGAAAUAUG